CUGCCCGGUAGGUGGGUCUUAACGGCUUCGCCCGUCCUCCUCCUCCAAGUAAACCUCCGGCGCGUUUUUUUCCUCGUUUAUUUUUUUCCCGCAGCUCGUCCGGUCAUGGACUGUGGAAUUGAAGCGGCGAGAGGAACGGCGCUACUUGAAGGACUCGCUCUAAUAAAGGAAUGCUUUUAAAAGAAGCGACAAAACAGAGGAUUUUUGGCUUUUUUGGAGAGCUUUCUCAUCGCCUCCCUCUUCCAUAUACCCACACGCGCGCACACACCACACAGGCGCGCGCGCACAAUGUCCACAGUGUCUACGCGUUCCUACGCAGCCCGGGCGCCUUUCAGUCUUUGAUUUUUUUUUUAUUUUAUUAAAACGUUUCGUUAUUAUAAUCAUCGUUAUUAUUAGUAUCGUCGUUGUUACGUUUCUUUCAGUCGGAGGAGAGCACCCAGCCAACUUUCCCUUUCGCCUGCUCCCCCUUCAGAAGUCAUGGAUGUAUCAUGGCUCGGCUCGGCUCUGAGGAUUUUCAGGCUUUUGUGGCUCCUCUCCUCCGCCGCGUCUCCGGCCGCCUCUCUGGGCUCCAUGCUGGACUGCCCGCCGACCUGCAGUUGCUCGCCCACCGAGAUCCACUGCAAUAAGUCGGACAGCGGCAGCUUCUUCCCGCUGCUCGCCCUGCACGACACCGGGGGCACCAACGGCAGCAGCGGCGGCGACAUCGAGGACCUGUUCAAGAACAUCACGUCCAUACACAUAGAGAACUGGACAGGACUGCAGAUUCUAAAGGAUGUGGACAUGGAGCUGUACACAGGACUGCAGCGGCUGACUAUAACGAACUGCAAUCUACGCACAAUUCAAGCUCGUGCAUUUGCACAAAAUCCCCAUCUCCGUUACAUAAAUCUAUCCAAGAAUCCACUCACCACUCUUUCCUGGCUGCUCUUCCGGCACCUGCAACUGGUCGAACUGAGGCUGGAGGGGAUUGUGUUCGAUUGUGGCUGUGAAAUUCGCUGGAUCCAGCUGUGGCAGCAGAGAGGAGAAGCAGGCUUAAACACCCAGCAGCUCUACUGCAAGAAUGGAGCCUAUAAGAUCCGCCUGCGGGCCAUGAGCAUUGCUCACUGUGACCUUCCUGAUAUCAGUGUAACUCAUAGUAACCUGACUGUGAUGGAGGGAGACAACAUCACGGUUAGCUGCAAUGGUUCAGGAUCUCCAUUGCCUGAUGUGGACUGGACCGUGAACGGACUUCAUUCUAUCAACACACAUCAGUCAAAUGUGUAUUGGCCAAACAUUCACUCCAUCAACCUCACUCUUGUUAACGUGAGCCGGGAUGACAAUGGCUUUAUACUGACCUGCAUCUCGGAGAACAUGGUCGGGAUGACCAAUAUAUCUCUUCAGCUGGCAGUGCAAUUUCCUCCAGUGAUCUUGAAGUUGGAGGAGCCUGAGCGUAGACACCACACCUGCAUUGAGUUCACUGUGCGGGGCUUUCCACACCCCACACUGCGCUGGCUCUACAAAGGACAGGAAAUCCAGAGUCCAUACAUCCGCACUGAAAUGGACAACUACCAGGACUACCUGGAAGGCUGCCUGACCUUCGAGAAUCCUACACACUAUGAUAAUGGAAACUACACACUGGUGGCCACUAACCCCCUCGGCUCAGUCUCCAAAACCGUCUUUGGACAUUUCCUGGAGGCACCACCAUUUCUGGAUGAGGAGGGAAUUCUGGAAUACGACCCUACACCUGGUAAUGAUGCAAACAGACCAGAGGAGGACUCUUUUGGGAUGUCUAUAGCUGUGGGAUUGGCCGGAUUUGGCUGUGUGUUCCUCAUCGUCAUGUUUGUACUAAUCAACAAGUAUGGCAGGCGUAACAAAUUUGGAAUGAAAGGUCCAGUAGCAGUGAUCAGUGGUGAGGAAGACUCUGCCAGUCCUCUUCAUCACGUUAACCAUGGCAUAGUCACACCCUGCGCGCUAGAUGCCGGACCAGACGCUGUGGUCAUCGGAAUGAGCCGCUUCCCUGUCCUGGAGAAUCCACAGUACUUUCGGCAUGGACACACCUGCAACAAGCCCACCACCCACGUCCAGCACGUGAACCGGCGGGACAUUGUUCUAAAGCGUGAGCUGGGCGAGGGCGCUUUUGGAAAGGUUUUCCUGGCAGAGUGCUACAACCUCAGCCCUACCAAGGAUAAGAUGCUGGUAGCUGUCAAGACUCUGAAAGAUCCGACUAUGGCUGCUCGGAAGGACUUCCAGAGAGAGGCCGAGCUACUUACUAACCUCCAGCACGAGCAUAUUGUCAAGUUUUAUGGUGUGUGUGUGGACGGUGACCCCCUCAUCAUGGUGUUUGAGUACAUGAAGCAUGGAGAUCUCAAUAAGUUUUUGAGGGCCCACGGUCCAGAUUCCACAAUCUUAGUGGACGGCCAUCCGAUGCAGAGCAGUGGGGAGCUGGGUCUUUCACAGAUGUUGCACGUUGCCACUCAGAUUGCAGCUGGGAUGGUGUAUCUCUCCUCCCAGCACUUUGUGCACCGCGACCUGGCCACACGAAACUGCCUGGUUGGGAACGGCCUACUGGUCAAGAUUGGAGAUUUCGGCAUGUCCAGGGACAUCUAUAGCAUGGACUAUUAUCGGGUGGGCGGCCACACCAUGCUGCCCAUUCGCUGGAUGCCUCCUGAGAGCAUCAUGUACAGAAAGUUCAGUACAGAGAGUGACGUGUGGAGCUUCGGUGUCAUCAUGUGGGAGAUCUUCACCUACGGAAAACAGCCGUGGUUUCAGCUGUCCAAUAAUGAGGUCAUCGAGUGCAUUACACAGGGCCGGGUUUUGGACCGGCCUCGCCUUUGUCCCAAGGAAGUUUACGACCUCAUGCUGGGCUGCUGGCAAAGAGAGCCACAGCAGCGACUGAACAUCAAAGACAUUCAGAAAGUCCUUUAUGCUUUGGGCAAAGCCACACCUGUCUACUUGGACAUCCUCGGCUAACGCUGGUGCGUUUCAUUCUUGCCAGAGGCCAACGCAAUCCAGGAAUAACCAAACAGCCCCUAACCUUACUACUCCACUGUAAAAUCACCUACACGCUGGGGAUGGACUUAAGUGCCUGCAACACCUUUUUCAAUACACUGGAAUAAAAAAGACAAAAAAUAUUUAAAAACAAGUACUUUUACAUUUUGUUUACUCGUACAGUAUAUAGUGUACAGAAUUCUAUGAAGAUAAACAUUUUCCUAAAAACUGAUGAACAAAAAGACAACAACAUUGUGUAAAGGAAAUGUUGCCUUUGCCAUGGCAACUGUGUGUCUAAUGAACAAAGCUUUCCAGUGUUUCAUUUUAUAAACAUAUAUAUACAUAUAUGAAUAUAUUUUUAUUUAUUUAGUUUAAUUUUGGAAGGUAUGGGUGCCUGUCGUGUUCAGCGCUGUCGAUAGAUCUUUCAACUUUUCUUUCUGAUUUUGUUUGUUUUUUUGAGCUCAGAAAAAAGCCUUACUAAAUGGGUUUUGUUAUCUCGUUAUCUUCAUUUACUUUUCUUCUUUUUAAAUUGGGCAAUUUUGGUUCGUCAGUGAAAAGUUCUUGAGUGGGAAACAUCUUUAGAAUACUAAAAUAUAGGUAUAUUUUAAUUGUAUGUGACUGUACAUACUGUAAAUUUAUAUACUUGUCGACUUAACUUAUUUUUGUUUUCUUUAUAUGGUUGUUUUUUGUUUUUUUUUCUUUCAACCCAGUGGUUGGUUGGUAGCAUAGACUUUAUAAACACUCAACCAUAAGAGGGCAUAAAUAUUGUUCAGUGUAACCACUAGUGCAACACUUAAUCCCACGCUUUAUGGUCAGUUCAUUUCUUACAUGGAGUCUGUCUGCGAGACGCUGAAGGCAAGUGAACGCUUGUGGGGGAAACAUCGGCUCCUACAAAUGAUAUUAGACAAUAUACUGCCAAAAAAAUUGCAAAAAAAAAAAAAAAAAACAGUGGCAAAGACAAACUGCAGCCUUCCUGUCACAAUUCUAAAAGGACACC
Pygocentrus nattereri (red-bellied piranha) is the source of this 3961-nucleotide messenger RNA. RefSeq names its product neurotrophic tyrosine kinase, receptor, type 3b (gene ntrk3b). NCBI's taxonomy places the organism in Eukaryota, Metazoa, Chordata, Actinopteri, Characiformes, Serrasalmidae. Gene Ontology annotation, biological process: positive regulation of kinase activity; regulation of phosphatidylinositol 3-kinase/protein kinase B signal transduction; cellular response to nerve growth factor stimulus. The transcript is spliced from 17 exons. Bases 478 to 2946 code for a protein of 822 amino acids. Gene Ontology annotation, cellular component: plasma membrane; axon; signaling receptor complex. The record is from RefSeq and is a predicted model, not a curated record. Gene Ontology annotation, molecular function: neurotrophin binding; neurotrophin receptor activity; transmembrane receptor protein tyrosine kinase activity.